Molecule: messenger RNA, 1159 nt
Organism: Microtus ochrogaster (prairie vole)
Lineage: Eukaryota; Metazoa; Chordata; Mammalia; Rodentia; Cricetidae
Gene: Glod4
Product: glyoxalase domain containing 4
Source: RefSeq, a predicted model, not a curated record
ACGCGAGCGCGCUGUCGAGUACUAGUGACGUCACGCGACGGUCUUCUCGGUUCGUGAACAGGGUGGCGCUCUGCCUGGGGACUCAGUCUUCGCGGUGGGAGUCAUGGCCACUCGUCGAGCUCUGCAUUUCGUAUUCAAAGUGGGGAACCGCUUCCAGACGGUGCAUUUCUUUCGAGAUGUCCUGGGGAUGCAGGUUCUGCGCCAUGAGGAAUUUGAAGAAGGCUGCAAAGCUGCAUGUAAUGGGCCUUAUGAUGGGAAGUGGAGUAAAACAAUGGUGGGCUUUGGGCCUGAGGAUGAUCAUUUUGUUGCAGAACUGACGUACAAUUAUGGCAUUGGAGACUACAAGCUUGGCAACGACUUCAUGGGAAUCACACUUGCUUCCAGCCAGGCUGUCAGCAAUGCUAGGAAGCUCAAGUGGCCACUCAGUGAAGUUGCAGAAGGAGUUUUCGAAACUGAGGCCCCAGGAGGAUAUAAGUUCUAUCUGCAAGAUCGAAGUCUCUCCCAAUCAGAUCCUGUAUUAAAAGUCACUCUAGCAGUGACUGAUUUCCAGAAGUCCUUGAACUAUUGGUCUAAUCUCCUGGGAAUGAAAAUUUAUGAGCAGGACAAGGAGAAGCAGAGGGCUCUGCUGGGCUAUGCUGAUAACCAGUGUAAGCUGGAGCUGCAGGGUAUCAAGGGUGCAGUUGAUCAUGCAGCAGCCUUUGGAAGAAUUGCCUUUUCUUGUCCUCAGAACGAGUUGUCAGACAUAGAAGCCUUGAUGAAAAGGGAGAACCAGUCGAUCCUGACUCCACUGGUGAGUCUGGAUACCCCCGGGAAGGCGACAGUACAAGUAGUCAUCCUGGCUGACCCUGAUGGACAUGAAAUUUGCUUUGUUGGGGACGAAGCUUUUCGAGAACUUUCUAAGAGGGAUCCCAAAGGAAACAAGUUAUUGGAUGAUGCAAUGGCUGCAGACAAAAGUGAUGAGUGGUUUGCCACGAGAAAUAAACCAAAGGCUUCGGGUUAAUGGAAGACAUGCGAGAGCAGCGCUUAAACUCCAGUCUGGCGUCUGAGUCUAGUGCGGCUGUUUACAAUGAACACUGUGUCCAACACAGACAAGAGGCUCAUGGGGUAGUUUCACUCUUCAAAGCUUUAUGUUCUAGAAAUGAAAUGUUUUUUUAUCAUU